AUGGCACCCGGCGAGUCGAAAGAUGAACGCGACGAACGAGUUGCUCGCCUAUGGGAGUCGUUGGACACGCGCAAAGAGGGUCACAUCGAUCUAAACGGCUUGAAAAAAGGCCUAAAGAAGAUCGACCACCCGUUGAAAAAUGCAGAUGGGAUGCUUUGCAGUAUCCUGCACGAAGUCGACACCAACGGCGAUGGUCGUAUAGACUAUGACGAGUUCCAAAUUUUCAUCAAUCAAACCGAGUCGGGCCUAUGGCAGAUGUUCCAGGGAAUCGAUCACAACCAGAAUGGCGAAAUUGACAAAACGGAGUUGCGUAAUGCCUUUGCGAAAUCGGGCGUGACAGUAUCGAGCGCAAAUCUGGACGAAUUUUUCGCCGAGGUGGACAAAAACAAUGACGGGGUGAUCUCUUAUGCAGAAUGGAGGGACUUCCUCCUUUUCUUACCAUUACAUUCCCCUUCCGACCUCCGCGCCGUCCUGUCAUACUACACAGCUACGGGCAAUCUAAACCCGGAAGGAGAUGUCCAUAUCAAUGACCUACCAGGUUUAGGUACAGAACUCUCGUUUCUUAACACUUAUCUCCCAUCCGCCAAGGCACUUUUGUACAAUUUCCUCUCCCUGCCUAUCCUGGCUUCCCUCCUUUCAUCAGCCAACGCGCAAACCAGCCCAGUCGCAGAAAUGUCUCCGAUUCUCGGGACAGACUUGGCUUCGUUAGACGCUGACUUCGAGCUGGAGUGGUUGCCAAUCCCCAAGACCACCGCCAUGAUGAUGUCGUUCCGCUAUUAUGAACGGAAGUUGACCGAGAAUACCCCUCAACUAGGCUACUUCGUUGCGGGCGGUAUCGCUGGUGUUGUGUCCAGGACGGCCACUGCGCCUCUCGACCGUCUCAAAGUCUAUCUCAUUGCCAAGACUGGCGUGAAAAAACACGCCGUUCGUGCCGUGAAAGAAGGCGCACCCCUGGUCGCCGCGGGAAAUGCCUCGAAAACCCUGGUUGUCGCGCUGAAGGAACUCUGGAGAGCCGGUGGAAUUCGCAGCAUGUUUGCAGGAAAUGGAUUGAACGUCAUCAAGGUCAUGCCAGAGUCUGCGAUCAAGUUUGGAGCUUACGAGUCCGCCAAACGCGCAUUCGCCGGAUUUGAAGGCCAUGAUGAUCCCAAGCGACUCAGGCCGACUUCCCAGUUUUUGUCCGGUGGUAUCGGUGGAAUGGUUGCUCAAUGCUUUGUUUACCCGCUUGAUACAUUGAAAUUCCGCAUGCAAUGUUCCACCGUUGAAGGUGGCUUAAGAGGAAAUAAGCUUAUCGCCGCAACUGCCAAAAAAGUGUGGAACGCCAACGGAUUAUUUGGCUUCUUCCGCGGUCUUCCUCUCGGUCUGAUCGGAAUGUUUCCCUAUGCCGCAAUCGACCUGACCACAUUCGAAUACCUCAAGCGAGCUCUUCUCGCCCGACAAGCACGCCUGAACAACUGCCACGAAGAUGAUGUUCCUCUCAACAACUUUGUCACUGGCGCUAUCGGUGCUCUUAGUGGAGGCUUAAGUGCUUCGGUUGUCUAUCCAUUGAACGUUCUUCGUACUCGAUUACAAGCGCAAGGCACUGUCCUACAUCCUGCUACUUACAACGGCAUCGGCGACGUUUUCCGCAGAACCAUCGAAACUGAGGGUCCCCGCGGUCUCUACAAGGGACUCACACCCAACCUCCUCAAAGUCGCCCCGGCAGUUUCGAUCAGCUACGUGGUCUAUGAGAAUUCGAAGAGAAUGCUCUGCUUGAAAUGA
Molecule: messenger RNA, 1758 nt
Organism: Penicillium odoratum
Lineage: Eukaryota; Fungi; Ascomycota; Eurotiomycetes; Eurotiales; Aspergillaceae
Product: calcium-binding mitochondrial carrier protein
Exons: 8
Coding region: 1-1758 (585 amino acids)
Biological process (GO): transmembrane transport
Molecular function (GO): ATP transmembrane transporter activity; calcium ion binding
Source: RefSeq, a predicted model, not a curated record